Messenger RNA from Adineta ricciae, 1632 nucleotides. The record is from the annotation of a GenBank genome assembly. NCBI's taxonomy places the organism in Eukaryota, Metazoa, Rotifera, Eurotatoria, Adinetida, Adinetidae.
AUGCUGCUGGCAACAUUGGUAUUCUUUUUGGAUACGGAAAUGGUCUUUUCGCUGAACAAACUAUUCUUUUCUAUGGAUUCGAAAUAUAAUCCAUAUUCAGUUGCCAUCAAUGACUUUAGCGAUGAUUCAUAUUUGGACAUUGCUACUGUUGAUUAUAAUUAUAAUUAUUUAGAUAUUAUUCUUACACAUAAAAGCUACAGUUUUCGAAAUCAAAUUAGUUAUGCAACAACUGGUCUUGAUUCUUAUCCUGAAUCUGUCUACUUAGCUGAUUUUGACAAUGAUAAUCAAUUAGAUAUGGUCGUAGCUAAUUCUUGGACAAAUGAUAUUAUUGUUUUUCUUCGAUAUAAUAACAAUACGUUUUCAAAUCAACAAAGAUAUUCGACUGGAAGUUCUUCAAAUCCAACUAAUGUUAUAAGUGGUGAUUUUAAUAAUGAUAAUCAUUUGGAUAUAGCUGUUGUCAACUAUGGAACUAAUACAAUGGGUAUUUUCCUUAAUUAUGGUAAUGGAAUUUUCUUAAGUCAAACUACAUAUUCAACUGGUAGUAAUUCCCAAUCUUUUGCACUUACUAGUGAUUAUUUUAACAAUGAUCAAUGGAUAGAUAUUGUUGUUGUUAAUUAUCAAACUGGAAAUAUUUGUAUUUUUCUUGGACAAGGUGACGAAUCAUUCAUAAAUCAAAUAAUAUACUCAACGAAUAGAAAUGCUCAACCAUAUGAUAUUAUUGUUAAUGAUUUUAAUAACGAUAAUUGUACAGAUAUUGCUGUUGUUAAUUACGCAAUGAAUAGUAUAAGUGUUUUUAUUGGAUUAUGUGAUGUAAAUGGUGACAAAUUACAUGAUAUUAUUGUGGCUAAUUAUGAUAGUAAUACCAUAGGUAUCUUAUAUGGUUAUGGUAAUGACAGCUGUAAAUUAAACAUCAUUAUGUCGACUGGUAGUUCUAGUGGACCGUUCAGAAUUCGUGUAGCUGAUAUUAAUAAUGACACAUUACCAGAUAUUCUUGUUACCAAUUAUCUUUCCAAUAAUAUUGGAAUUUUUUUCGAUCAAGUCAACAAUAGUCUUUCCACUCAAAUGAUCUAUUCGACGGGAAGUAAUUCGAAUCCAUAUUCUAUCGCUGUUGGCGACAUCAAUCAAGAUGGGUAUUUUGACAUUGUUGUAGCAAACUAUGGUACUAGUUCUACUGGUACUAAUUCUUAUCCGUAUUCGGUUGCAAUUGGUGACUUUAAUGAUGAUCUGAUAUUAGAUAUUGUAGUCGCUAAUUCUGGAUCGAAUGAUAUCGGUAUUUUCAUAGGAUUUGAUGAUGGUACUUUUUCUAGUUGGGCUACAUAUUCAACUGGCGCUGAUCCGAAACCAUAUGCUGUCGCACUUGGCGAUUUGAAUAGCGAUGACAAAUUAGAUAUUGUCGUUACAAACUAUGGCGGUGAUACGACUGGAAUUUUUCAAGGCUUCGGCAAUGGUUCAUUUGUCAAUCAAAGAGCUGUUGUCAUUGAAGAAUAUUGUGCACCGCGUUCGGUUGUUCUCAACGAUCUGAACAAUGAUGGACAUCUAGAUAUUGUGAUAGGUUGCUAUGAUACUGAAAGUGUCGCCAUAUUUCUUGGAUAUGGGAAUAGUACCUUAGAAAUAACGGUUGAGAACGUUUGA